Messenger RNA from Parastagonospora nodorum SN15, 657 nucleotides. RefSeq lists its product as hypothetical. NCBI's taxonomy places the organism in Eukaryota, Fungi, Ascomycota, Dothideomycetes, Pleosporales, Phaeosphaeriaceae. The transcript is spliced from 4 exons. The record is from RefSeq and is a predicted model, not a curated record. Bases 1 to 657 code for a protein of 218 amino acids.
AUGGCCAGCGAAGCUCUACUAGCGGCCGAGUUGCGCCCGACUACGUCAUGUGGUCUCCCAGCGAAACGCGAAACGCGAACCGAGGCAGUUGGUUCUCUGGCUCUGGAAGCAGCAGUUUUGUUUGGUGUCAUGGCAUGUGCUGGUGGUGGUGAUAUAGUCGAAGGGCUUGCUGUAAGACUAGGUUUUGUUGAACUUGCGCCCGGUGUUACGGAAUCAUGUGAAGAAGUUGUGGACAAGCUUGGUGAAGUCGAAUUGAGGUUGCUGAUGAACACGAAGGACACACUAGAGCUCCAGCCAGAAGAAGAAGAAAGUAAAGACCUAACACUUGACGAUGACACCAUGCGUUUAUUCGAAGUAGAAAUAGGGCUGCUUAGCGAAGUGGACGAUGUGCUCGUUUGGGAGAAUGAGAUCUUCGUGCUUGUCGAGCUCUAUGAAGGUGAAGCUGUGGAACGAGACUUGCGCUUAGAGGUCGAAGUCUUUCCUGGAGAAAACCUGCCAUUACACUUGCCGAAACCCUUCUGUCACUUAUUUCCGCAGUACGAAUACUCACCAAAGCAGUCCCGAAUUCAUGACAACAACACGAUUUUGGGUUAUAGGCUCGGCAUGGUCGCAUUUACCGAAAUCGCAGACAACCUUUUUAGCAGUAGUCCUUCGUAA